Molecule: messenger RNA, 456 nt
Organism: Aspergillus melleus
Lineage: Eukaryota; Fungi; Ascomycota; Eurotiomycetes; Eurotiales; Aspergillaceae
Product: proteasome regulatory particle subunit
Exons: 1
Coding region: 1-456 (151 amino acids)
Cellular component (GO): cytoplasm; nuclear proteasome complex; proteasome regulatory particle, lid subcomplex
Source: RefSeq, a predicted model, not a curated record
AUGCGCUGGCCGAUGGUCUCGGAGCAGUUCGGACCCCACCUCUGCAACACGGAUGUCUUCAGUGCUCAACCUAGCCACUCCGCCGACGACCAGCCGCACCGACGCUGGCAGGAUUUCCGCAAGCGCGUCAUCGAGCACAACGUUCGGGUGGUCGCCAAGUACUACACUCGCAUCCAGAUGGGUCGGUUGACGGAGCUGCUCGACCUGACCGAGGAAGAAACGGAGAAGUACAUCAGUGAACUGGUUACGUUAAAGACCAUCUAUGCGAAGAUCGACCGUCCGGCGCGACUGGUCAACUUCGCCAAGCCCCGGGAUGCGGAUGACGUCCUGAACGAAUGGAGCAGCGACAUGAAGAGUCUCCUGGGACUUUUGGAGCGCAUCGAUCACUUGAUCACCAAGGAAGAGAUGAUGGCCCGGAUUCUGCCCUCCCGCGGCGAGAAGGGCAAGGCUCGCUAA